AUGUCAGAACUUUGGCAACAUCCUACGCCAUCGGAAUGCUGGACGAAUUUGACGCCUUUCAAUGUUAACCCAGAAGAUUCAGUGGACGUCAAAGUGGAAAAACACGAUAAUGUAGAGGUGGGCAGUUUUUUCUUUUCUUUUUCUUUUAUUCUGUUUUUAAGUUUUGAAGUUUUCUAUUUCCCAUUCAAUUAGCUCUGGCUUUCUACACUCUAUGAUGGUUUCCUCUUUUCUCGUCAAUUUCACGAAAAUAGCGAAGGCAUAAAAUUUUUAUGGUUUCCCUAUCGGUACUGUUCGCCGAUGAUUGAGGGCGGAACUUGUUCUAAGAAAUCGGCGUGAGAACCGUGCGCCGAGAAGAAAGACGGAGAGAAAAGAAGGAAGCCAUCAAUAUCAAUCCUGUUCUUGCGAUUGAUACUGGUGAUUGAGAGCGUGAUACUCGCUUGAUAUAUGCUUCUCCCGUCGCUCAGCGGCUCCGGCGGAAUCGAUGGCUCAGCGUUCGACUCGUUUCCCUUUCAUUUCCAAGCUUCCCACUAUCAUUUUUUUUUUAAAAGAGCUUUUUGCCGAAGUUUGAUGAUUUUCGAAAAAAAUUCUCUGUUAUCAGAUAAGGAAAACUGAAUUAGUAGAGACAUUUUAUAAGAACGGACAAAUUAAGGUUAAAUUUUUUUGAAAAGUUUUCAUUUCACGAAUGCGAAAACUCAAUAAAAAGUUAUAUCAGAACUUAUUCAUUGACUUGCAGACAAAAAGCUUGAGGGAAACCAAGGUUUCAUAGCAAACAAUGUAUAUUUAAUUUCAUCGGAAAAUCAUCGAGUAGAAAUCCUGUGACUAAUAUUUUCAAGAAAGUUUGUUAAAACAUGGAGGGCUCUGAAAAUUUUGAACUAAAAAAAGAGAACAAUGUACCGUCUUCGGACAAGGUUCAAAAGUUGAAGUCAAAGAAGCGCGCCAAAGGAAUCUUGAAGAUCUGCGGCGACGGCUCGUCGUCGUUGAUUGGUCAAACGGCAGACGAUGGGCGUGGCUUGGCGGCGGCACCUCGUCCGCCUCCUCGACGUGCGGUUGGCCCAGGCGCUUCGGCCUUCCGUCGGUUGGCUCCGCCCACCAGUUUGUGUUGCGAAGAUUGACGUACAACAUCCAAGUGUUAGAAAGCUGUCAUCUUCGAUAUUCAUCUGAUAUUCCAACUGGUAUUCGUCUGGAGGACUGUUCGUAGAACGACGCGCGUCUGAUUUUGACGACGGUUUUGGUUGACGCCGUCAUCAAUUGCCCUUGUCGCGUUCGAUCCCGACCGCCGUUCAUCUUCUUCAGCAGCCUCGACGGCGAUGGCGCAAAGGGUGCGAGUUGACUGACAUCCCAACAUUCCCUUAUAAUUUAUCGUUAUGUUUGCUUCUGUCGGGGUAUUUUCUCUCGACGAGAGAAAGGAUGAGUCGGCUUGAUGAGUGAUGGUAUGGUUGCGCCGAUCAGUUGUUAUUAAGUGUCAUAUUAGUCGAGCAUCAGUCAGGCUGUCAAGAGGCGAUGUCUUCCUGUCAGGUGUGCGUGAUAGACCGACUAGAAACGACGUUCUUCUCUCUUUUUUCUCUAAGAUAUCCAAAUUAGUCAAACCUAUCGGAAUUGAUUUUCAUUUAAUCUCUCUUUUGCCUCGUUUCCAUAUUCACCAUUUUUUUCAAUACGUUGUUUGGCUAAUAAUGCCGCUUGGCAGCUGGGUGGUACUUAAGCUCAUGAUUUGUGGAAAUGUGGCACUUUUACAACCGCCACUCCUUUCGUCGGCGGUUCGACGCCGCCUUGGUUUCUAGUGCUCGCUAAUUUUAGGCAAAUUGAUUUGCUGGCGCUUGCGUGAGUGCCUGGGGCGGCGAGUCGGUGUUAUCGGACGACGACAUCGCCGUCCGUUCGUUUUCCUUUUGCAUCCAUCCACUCGGCUCUUGGCGGUUCCGUUGAUCGUUAAAUGCCACCGUAACCACUGCCAUAACGAAUCUUGUAGUGCUCAUUUUAGUCACUGUUGUCUUUUUUUUGGUUCAGUUAGUUUUUUUUAUUUACCUAGGGUACUAGUGGCUAGAAAGCGCAAAAGUGAAAAGAUUUUUAAGGCCCAAUAAAAUCGAAAAGCAGUCUGAGGAAAUGAAGGAUAUUCUUCGAAUUGAAUUUUUUCGAUUGCGAUAACCCAUGUAAUCCUCCCGCUUUUUUUUUUUUACUUUUUUCGAUCAAUGGUUUGCCUAGAAAUUCGCAAGCUCAAUUGAACUCUUCUGUUUAAAAAUUUUUGAAAAAGCUAUUUCAUUUUUAAAAAAAAAACACGCUGGAACUUCUUUAGUUAUUUUUUUCCCCUUUUUUGUCGUAUGAAAUCCCCGGAGACUUCAAACAUACUUUUAGGCAGUUUGAAUUGAGAUGAUGGGAUUUAAUGAAUGUUGUUUGCAGUAUGGCGAUGGAUACGGACCUCCGCCAGGAACUGCAGGCACCGAAGGCUAUCCGACGGAUCCGGCCGCGUUCUACGGCGCCAUGUAUUCGACGAUGCCGCAUCCGUCGACCAACCCCCUCAUGCAGCACCACCACGAGCUCGAGGAACAGCUCAAGCGCGACAAGGAGGCCAUUUACGCGUCCGUUUCGUUUCGUUUUCAGUCAGAACAAUUCCUUUUCAUACUCGUUCCAAUUACUUGAACUUUUUUUUUCAAAUUUGUUUUGUUUUGGCAUAGACUCGUUUUUCUUUUUUUUGCUGUUCCUAGUUUCUUGAAAAAUGUUUUUAUAUAACUUUUGCGCAAUUUUUUUCAGAUAAUAGAACGCUCAUUUAUUGAUUUUCAAGUUUUGGGGAAGCGAAAGUUUUUUAGUCAAUUUUUAUGGAAUGUAGUUCAUUUCAAAACUAUUCUCUUCAGCGAGCGAAGCAUUUAGAAAAAAACUUCUCAGCCUCCUAUUCAUUUCAUUUUACAAAAAAAGUAAAAACUGUUGAUACGUUUCCUUAUAAUUAGAGCAAAAAGUUACUCUGGCUGCUCCAAAAGGAAAUAUUCUUCAAUAUUUUCUCAGCUUAUGAAAUCUAAUUAAUAUAAUAACUUAGAGGCAAAUAACGUCUUUCUAGAUAUUCUUCAUACUUUUUGAGCGAAGCUCUUGCAGGCAUCCGUUGUACCCGUUGUUGGUGAUUCUGUUCGAGAAAUGCGAGUUGGCGACGUCGACGCCGCGUGAGCAGAGCCGCGACGGCAGCUCUUCCUCGGACGUCUGCUCGUCGACUUCGUUCAAGGACGAUCUCGAGGAGUUCGUCCGCCACGUCAGUCCCAUCUCCACCUUCCCUUUAUUUUGCAAGAUUUCAGACUCGAGGCAACGCCGAUAAGACCUUCUACGUGCCCAACGCCCAGCUCGAUGGCCUCAUGCUUCAGGCGAUCCAGAUGCUUCGUUUCCAUCUCCUUGAACUAGAAAAGGUCCGUUUUUUAAAUCAAUACUUAUAAUCCGCUCAAGAAGAAGAUGCUUUGUUUUGAAAAAAUCAAUGCUUUGUUUUGAAAGAGCAAAGAAAUUAUUCAAAAACAACCUUUUGAAUGUUUUUUUUGGGUAAUAUAAGACGACUAUUCUCAGCAAACAUUUUUGAAGAAAAAUUACAAUUUUACAGAUUAUUUUUUUUAAAUCAAUUCAAGUUCGAAUCAACUUAUUUUGUUUCAUUUAGUAAGGAGCAGUUCCAGUUGAAUUCAUGGGAGUUCUUACGGUAUGGGAAAUGAUACGUUCAUCAUUAAACUCUUUAUUUCAUCAAUGGUCUGAAAAUACGUGUGUUCUGUAGAGAAUAGAGACCAAGCGUUCCGAAUCCUCUUUCAAUGUCGUAAAUUUUCUUGAAUGUCGAUGAGAUCGGCGAAAAAAUAGACGACGAACGGUUGAAAUCGCCGCGGGACGCCUUCAAUUUUUCCCUUUGGAGCGCCGAUGGACUGCUCGACGCAGCGUGUGUCCUCAUUCGACAGCGCAACCCCAGCCACAACCAUUUUUUGACGUCGUUAUCAGCGAAACGUGGAGAAUCGCAAAAAAUGGCGAAUUCGGCUGGCGAUAAGAGAUGCCUUGUAUAUCGCACACAGUCGUACGACCCAGCCCUUUAUCAGUUUGAACGACUGGCACGGAAUGAAAAAAAAAAGUCUGGACGACUGGAAGUAAACCAUUUGCACUGAAAAUAUCGAUUCAGUUGGUCGGCUCUUCUUAGACAUCGCCAAUCGUUCGGUCGAGUACUGUACCAAUCCUUCUUUUGUGUUUUUGCAUUUUCUCUCAAGCUUCAUUUAAGAUUUUCAUAUAUGAAAGUUGUCAAUCAUAAGUAUUAUAGUGUUCAUUUAUUUUUGAUUUAUCUCGAGAAAUUAGAAAUGUUCAGCUCAAAAUGUCUAUAUACAGUACCUGGCAAAACGUUGCACUGUAAAAAUGUUUGCACAAAAUUGUAACUGAAAGUUUUUCCUCAAUAUUCAGAGCUUCUUGCUUAUCGAGCUUUUUUUUUCAAUCACACGACUAUCGAAAAAUUCAAAUAAGCUUAAUGAAAGAAAUCGUGCUCUUUUUUGGUCUUUUAAAUUACGUCUUUCGAUUUUUUUUUUCGGUGGCUUUUACAGAUGUCAGAAACUUGAAAAAAAAUUUUUAAAGAGAAUAUUUGAGCUGAAUGAACUCGAAAUAACCUCUCAACGGCAAUUAAAUAAAAAUUAUUGGUUUGGUUUAGCUAAUUUGAUCUGACUCAACAUCGGGCCUUGGGUGCUUAGAGACUUAAAAUUUUGAAAAAAAAAUACGAUUCAUUUUUUGUUCUUUUUAUGUGUGUAUUCAGCGACCGACUAGAAGGGAAUUUUACAGGUACACGAGUUGUGUGACAACUUCUGCAAUCGAUACGUGACGUGCCUGAAAGGCAAAAUGCCCCUGGACAUUGUCGGCGACGAGCGGGCCUCGUCGUCGCAGCCGCCGGCGUCACCUUCUGGAGGCCUGUCGGCGUCGCCGUCGAUGGGAGGCGGUCAGACUCCCAUGAGGUUUCGAGGAAUUCUCCACAGCUCCACAACCUCAGAAUGUCUAGUUUCAGCCACUUCGCUCCUGCCUACGAGCCCCAGUCCGUCCCUCUGCCUGAGAACAGCGUCAUGAGUCAUUCAAUGGAGGUCAGUUCAUUCUUUCGAAUUGAAAAAGUUGAUAUGAGGGUAGGUUAACUGAAACAAGUGUUUUUUGUCCUGUUUUAAAAACUUUCAAAUUGAAUAUGAGGAAAAUCGGAAACUGAAAUAUUUUUCGCGUCGGUUUAACAUGAUUCAAGUAAGUUUCAAUACUUUCCGUAUAAAAUGGUUUUUAAUUUCUCACUUAUCCUAUUCCUAUUUUAUUGAUUCUCGAAAUAGUAUUUUGAAAACACCAAAAAAAAUAGCAAAAUUUUUUUUUGGCGGAUGAAAGUAAUCAUUAGAAGGAAGAAUUCCGUUUUGGUUUUUAUAUAAUUGAUAUUCAUUUUUUACUCACACUCCAAUUUUGAAAUACUAAGUCAUCGUGAACAGGCAUAACGGACGGGGAGAACAAUUAAACGAAAACAUGUGUUCGGAGGUGGCUGGCUCAUCUUUUUGGGGAAAUGUGUGGCACGAGCGCGCGGCCGCCUGACGUAUGGAAGAAGUGGGAUCUAUCUAGCCUCGACUUGAUUUAUGGCUGUUAUGUGCACUCGACGACGACCGCGGCCAGCGAGUAGCGACUGGAACGAGGCCGGUCAUCGAGCGCCGUUCUCGGUCUUCCGGCUGCACCUAACCAAGCCGCGGCUAGAGGAAAGAAAAAAUGGCUAUGAAUCCCGGCCUCAUUCACUCAACUGAUCAAAAAGAAACUUUUUGGUUUUUUUUUUUUACUUUAUUUUAUUUGUCCUUCCAUGUCACCACGAGUUCUAAUUAGACUUCAGCCAUCGGAUUUCGGCUAGCCAGAGCCAGUUUAAGCUAAAUUUAGACUUAGAUGUAUAUUCAGGCUCUGCGGAGCUUUGAUUAUUUUCUUCAUAGAAUUCAAGGCUAAAGUCACACGGAAAACCAGCUGGUAAGGGUGUAGUCCGAAAGGCUUUUGUUUGUUCAGGUUACGGUCAUAUUGAGGGUCUUAUGGCGACCAGCUACACACUAUUUAUAUACGUUUCCGUAGAGAAAAUCAAAAAAUGGGAACACAUUUUUUGUGACCAAAUCGUUUCUUUUUUUCAAGUCUUCUCGCGAAUUGAUGACCGACAUAUUAUCACCUUUUCUUGCUCGAAAAACGCAACUGACACAUGUCGCGGCUGUUAUUUUCCUCCAACACUCCAGCCAGGCCAUUCCAUCGCUCUGAGGCUCGUGUUUUGUUGCAAAACGGCUCUCCGGAAUUGUUGUAUUGAUUGAUAGACUUCUCCCCGAGAGAGAGAGUUUGAUGAAUGCCGGCUGUCUUUUAGUGACUCCAGGAACGUUUGAGGUGUGUUUCCGAGAUCUCUUAGCGCCCCACUGAUUGAUGUCGCCGUUUAUCAUAGUUGGUUGGGGGGUGCACGAGAAAUCAAGUCGCAGUUUUUCAUUUCAACACGUCGUAAAUUUUCCUGAGGUCAUAAAAGAAGGAUUGUCACUGAGGUCAUUCUCAUUUUUUUUUUCCACAAAAAUUCAACUGAUUAGCAUGUCUUUGGGAGUUCUCAUCGAGUUUUCCCGACGUCGAUGAGUACCUAAUGGAUUGGGAACGACGAGUGAAAAGGCAAUCUGGUAAAGAGUGCUCUCGCAAAUGAUGAUCGCAAUUUUCUCGGCUCUCCGCCAAUUUUUCUCUAGGAGAAGCUGUUAGGGGCGAUUAAUUUCCCGUUGAAUCGGCGAUGAGAUGAAUAUAUUUGGAACUUUGGUUAUCGAUUAUUUUGAUUUCCAAUUAGAUAUUGAAUAAGCGGGGUUCAAGGCGAGCGGAAGCUUUAUUAAUUCCUUUCUUGUCAACCUGGAUGCUGACACCUCUGGUAGAUUAACCGACGGCAGCUUCAAUUUGAACAGAUUCGGAAAAGUCUGAAAAAUUCAAACUACAUUUAAAAAAGUUAUAGAUUUUUUUUUUCAAGACCACAUUCUCACCAGCUUUUACGCUUUUAAGCUUUUCGAAAUGUUUCUUUCAAACGUUUCAUUCUAGUGGUUGUAUCCAGGUAUGGCUACAACUUGGGUGAUCCCUUAUCUGCAACUAUGGACGUCGUCAGUAUGCCAAAAAGUGACGUUUGACAGGCAGCCGUGCGCGCGAACACUUAUGCAAACGAGCCGUAUUGUGCCAAACGCCUCUCCGUUCAUUUUUGCCGCAAAUACCUCUUAACGGCGGUACAGUUGAAACGGCGUCGGGAAGGUCUGAAGGCGUUUGGAGAGGCUUUUCAACUGUCGUAAGAUUUGCAUAAACACUUUCAGAUUCUCUUAGUUUGUUCGGCUGUUUUUUGAGGCAAAAAUCACUUGUUUGAGCUCGAUAUGUGGCUAUAACUCAGUGAAAAGAUAAGGAAAACUCAGAAGGGGAAGUUUUGUAAUGAAAAUUACAAACUUCGAAAUAAUUUUCAUCAAAUGGGAGAGUGAGAGAGAAUGAAUUGCGAAAAUUACUCAGAUAAUGUAAGAAGCUCUUUUUUUUCUUGGACGGAAUAAAUAAAAAGACUUUUUGAAAAAUGAUAUUUUUGCUGGCAUAUUGUUGAUGAAAAAUUAUUUUUAUCUAAAGUGUUAUUAAAAAAAGACAUUUGUAAGUUUCAAUUUCAUAUAAAAAAAAUUUGAAUGUUUUUUUAGGGAUCGUCUUUGGGAUAUCCUGGAGCGUCAGGAAUGUCGCAUGGACUGCAGCCAACCUCGCAAUCGGAUCACCCUUUAGCCAUCAGCGGGGCGGCUCCAACGACGGCUGGAGCGCCCCAGAUGCUGCCACUUGCAGCCGUCAGUAGUCCUUCAGCAUGGUGAGGACCUCCAUCAGAAGGACGAGACGACCUGAAUGGUUUGCAGCUCUUCUUCUGGCCUUCGACACGACUCGACGCCGCUUUCCUCUGCAGACACGCCCGGCGCUGUCGGCAACUCCAAUCCAGCCGGCAUGGACUCCGUAUCGGAAGCAGGUCUGAUCCGAUCCCAACUUUUUCUUUUUCACUCUUUCCUUUUUAACCCGCCUGUUAGGAUCUCUUCUGCCUGAUAUAAAAGAAAAUUAAUUAACUUUUCUAGUUUGCUAUUUAUUAUGAUCUUUAAAAAAGUUUAUUUCUGGAACAAUCAUUUGAAGGUUUAUAUGAGCAAUAAAGAAGCUUGGCUAAACGUUUUUUUACUUUAUGAAAAAAACAUAAUUCAGUUAUUUCCAUGAUUUUAUCGAAAUCAUUGUAUUUGAGUAGUUUGCUUUUUAUACUAAUUUUUUUAAAUUUUCAAACUUUUCAUAACAACGAGCUCAUGUUUUUGUUUUUUUGAAAAAUAGAUUCAUCCUUUUUACAUUAUCAAAGUUUUUUUGAGUUAAACCAAAUUUUUUUCUUUUCAUUUGAAAAAAAUCUAAAAAGAAUAAUAUCAUGGCAGCUUUUUACUCUGUUUCCCUUGUUUUUUCUCUUCCUACUUUGAGACCGGUGCAGGUAGCCAAACUAACCGCAAGCUCAUUCAAGACUGAGUCCGGUGGAAAAAAACGUUCUGAAUGCCUAGAACCGACGGCCACCUUCCUCCAGCCUUGUAGAGGUAAUCUUCUCUUCCAGCUUUCCCCGACCGUUUCCUUUUCCAAAGGGUUUUUUGUGGUAGCCGAAAGAGCUACUCGUUGGUCCGAUGGAGCAUGAAAGAUGUCUUUGUCUGUCCGUUUGCUUCUGCUGUGUCUGUCCGCCUGAACCUGGAAUCCUCAGAAGUGGAGCCUGCAUUUGACGUGUUCAGGCUGCGUCGUCGGCAAAAAGAAAAUAAUUUUGCCAGCUCCAUUUCUGGUCUUCCCUUGCUUCUGUCGCGUUUUUCCGUUGGUGGUGAGGCCACAAUUUCGGAAUCUUCUCAUUCUAUUUUUUUAAAAAAAUCUUUUUCAUCGUACUCAUCUCAAAUCAAAGUUUUAUUUUUUUGAAAUCUACUACUUGUUUUCAUGAAUAUUUGAGCGACCGAUAAUGAACACAUAUUUUUUCUGUCAUUUUUUGCAUCCUUUUCCUUAUCUUGAUGAUCAAGAUCGAAAUCCACCCUUUGAAAAUUUUUAGUGUCGACGCCAAUUUUAAAAAUUAUCAAAAUCUUGAGGCGGUAAUGGAAACAAAAAACACAAUAGAUGAAGAAGCCAAAGAAGCUAAGAGUUUUGAAUUGAAAUGAGUGCGUAAGGAUAGGUUUUGAAUAUGCGUACAAAAAAUAAAGAGACUUCGAUCUCCGAAAAUUUGGUCUUACCAUGCUUCCGUGCGGCUUGGCUUGAGUGUCGUCGAGUUGCAGGCAGCUUGCUUCUACCCCCUUGCUCGUCCUCGUGUGGUGGCAUCAUCGAUGAGUGCCUGCAGUCGGCUGGCCUCAUGAUGGACAUGCUCGAUUGUCCGAUGUCGAUGCAAUCGAACCGCGGAGAGUGUAGCACUUCGGCUGCAGGAACCAUCAUCUACGGCGACAUGUACGGACAGCCGGCACCAGCCUACCACAUGCAGAUGCUCCAUCACCACGACUAUGUCGCACCUCCUGCCGGCCAGAUCUACCAGCAGCUUGAUUCGGCGCAAAGCCCAUCGCACAGUCGCAGCGUCGACGAGUCGCCGUCGUCCUCCUCUUCGGCUGGCCGUCGUGGCCGCGGCGGCGACGCUGGAAAGAAGCCUGGUCGCGGGAUUUUCCCUAAGACGGCUACAAACCAACUCCGCGCUUGGCUCUUCCAGAAUCUCACGGUUCGUCGCUACGUGUUUAUUUUUCUUACAUAAUUUUUUUUCACUACACAUCUUCUCAAAAAUCGUGCACCUCUAUUCUGAUCUCAUUUUUUGAGUUUAUGUAUCACAAGAGAAGCAAUUUCAUUUUAAACUUUGAUAUUAAAAAAUAACUUUCGGAGUUUUCGAUUUUUUUGAUAUCCAUAGGUUCAUGAAAAAAAUUAGUUAACAUGAACUUUUUGGAAAAAAUAAUUCUGAGAUAGCUAUGAGCCAAAAAGUCAAAACAAAUAAGUUCACGCGUUUUUGUAGGAUGUAAACUCCACGUUAAUAUUUUUUGUUCGAUUAUCUCAUAACUAAUUGAGUUCAUCAAUGUUUUUGUGCCUGUCGUGCUUGUAUUAAUGCUGUACUUAUUUCUUCACUUGCUUUGCGCGUUUUAUCUCUUGUGGCACCAAAAAUGGAAACGGAGAGCUGGAGGGGGAGACACUUGUGGGAGCUGGAGAAACGUUGGAGAAGGUGGCUGUCGGUUGGAAAAGUCCGACUCACCGUCCAAGUUUCUCUUGUAGGCGACGAGUUCUCCUUGUGUGGGUCAAACGAAGACGGACGCGAGUCCGUUCUGAGUGAUGGUGCCAACGGCAGUGUCAACGGAGGAAGUCGAAGGAAGGUCCCUAAAGUGUUUUCCAAGGAGGCCAUCACCAAAUUUCGAGCGUGGUUAUUCCAGAACCUCGCGGUAAGCUCUUAUCAACUUUCAGAAAGCUGCAUCUCUCUUUUCCAGGGCUGUGACAAAAGUGUAUGAAAUUAAAUGAAAAUCAAAUUAGCUAGUCGUAAAGUUGAACUUUUAGAAAAAGCGAUCAAAACUCUACCGGUUAAAAUCCUUUUCAUUCAUCAAUCUUUUCCCAUGUCUUUCGAGAAAAUUUUUAAAAGUUUCUUGUUCAUUUUUUUGAUUGUUUUCUCAAUGAGAGUGUUUGCUCGGAGAAUGUCUGUGUAAAUUCAAGUCAACGCGAGACGCUAUCGGCGAUUUUGAUCGGGAUAGCGACGCCUCACGUUUUUAAUUUUUCUUUGAGUACCGUAGGACAAGGAGUAAUGUUAGGGACCUAAAACUGAAAAGCUUUCUUUGUUGACUUUUGCUGCGAUGAAGAAAAUUCAUAUUGGCUAGGUGAACAAACAAGUGCAUGAACUCAAAAAAAGACAAAGUGUACAAACUUCUAAAAAAAUUAAAAAUUUUUUUAACAUUUAUUCAAAUGAAAGUCGUCCGCUCCUUAUUUUUUGGGAACUACUCGCGCGUUUUUUCAUAUGUGAAUGUUAUAUUUAAAUAACUCAAAAAAAAAUCUGAGCGUUCUAUACCACGAUGUACUAACCAAAAAAAUAUUUCCAAAAAAAUAUCUUCAGAAUAAAUCGGCUUCAUCAGAACAAUUUCAUGAAUAUACUUUCAAUUAAUUUUAAUAAAUAUAUGAUUUCAAAAAGACAGUUUUCAUAAUUUCGAUUUCUAAUUUUAUAGUAAAUAAGUCAUGUGAGUUUUUUUUUCUCUUUGGAUGUUCAUUUUUCUCCGUUUCCAAAUGAAUGAAGGCUAAUGAACAUUUUUCAGCAUCCCUAUCCUUCUGAAGAGCAAAAGAAGCAGCUUGCGCUUGAUACGGGUCUGACGAUACUUCAAGUGAAUAACUGGUGGGUUCCUCUUAAAUCUUUGUCCGACAUGUUGAUCCACUGAGAAGGCGUCAGAUUUCUAAGCGACGCAGUGUUUGCCUUGCUGGUAGGACUCUGAAGAGAUUAGCGCGAUGAUCUGUUGGAGCGCCUUUGUGCAGAUAUAACGGCCGCCAAUUCCUUCUGUGCAUUUAUGUGUGUGUGGGCAAACAGGUUGCGUAGGAUUGAUGGGCUGUUGUCGGAUCGCCUUUCAACCUCCAUCAAAUGACUGUUAUUUUUGAGCCGAAUUGUCUAUUUUGAGGCUUUUUUCUAGAAGAAAAAUUCUGCUAUAUUGGUAGAUCCUUUCAAAUCACAACGGGUUUCAUAAUAUCCAAAGUCAGAGGUUAAAUUACUAAAAAAAAAUUAUUCAAAAAACUGACUGAAACGAAAGCGUGAGACGUGUUUAUUCCACAGAUGUGAGAAGUAACUUUUUCUUUUUUAAUUUGAAAUAGCUUUGAGUAGUAGAAAACUGGGAACUCACUCGAAAAAGUCACUUAAAAGCGGUUUUUGCAUGGAAACGUCUCUCUAUCGUAGCGUCAAGGAAAUCAGGAUUGGAAGAUUUCAAACAAUUUUAUCUGCGUUAGGGAGUUCAUAAUUGUCUCUACAGUUUUCCGUAGAUCUCUCUUUCUCUCUUUUUUUCGUGCUAAGUGCCCUGCUGGCAGUGAUUUUUGCCUAUUGCGGACCGCGGGCAAUUGAGCACGGCGUACUGUAAUGGGAGACCAGAUUGACUGGCAAGCUGGUUAUUAAGAAGCUCGGAUGAGCGGCCAAUCUUCAGCUCCUGUCACACAAAACGUGUCGCUUAACGACCCAUUUACGGACCACUGUUUAGGGAUUGGUGUUUUUUUAUUCAGGUUGAGGAGGAUCAUCGACGGAAGUAAAUUGCGGGUUGUUGCGUUUUCGGAGUGACAGUUUCGCUUUUGAUUAUAUGCAUAGGGCGAUCCACGCGCGUGUCUCAACUACCUUUGUCCGGCGCCGAUUCUUUGUCUUUCAGCCAGCCGGAGCCUUUCUCCCCAUCCUUCUUUCGAUUUUCGAUUUCGAGGGUGUUUUAUCAAAUUCAUCCGAUCCUCUCAAAAACCUCAAAACAUUAAAGAACAUUUCUCCGAACAAAGAAAAAAUUCCAUUCUUGUUGGUGGCUUUAAUAUGAAUCAUGAAGAAAAAGUCUGUGGCUCUGAAAUAGCCUUUGUAAUAGCCAAUUCAGAUAGAAAAGUUCUGAAUUCGGCGUGUUGGGUCUUCUCAUUUUUGAAAGCGAUAUAUUUUCAAACCGGAUCUGCCUGUUUCAGCGGUUUAUUCAAUUUUUUCGAAUCGGGCUCUUACCGUCUGAUGAGAACGAAUUUCCCUUGAUUUUUUUUUAGUAUAAUGAUGUUUACAAUUUAAAAAAAACGGAUAAAAAACGUGUAUUUUUCUAGUUCAUUGUUUUUUUUAAUUCAUCAUCUAACAAUUAACGAAUAGACAGGAAUUUUCAAAUCUCUAUUAUUUGAACUUUAUUUGGCAGUAUGUUCUAGCGUUUGAGAAGAGUAUUACGUAUUUUUUAGCUUUCACGAGUCAUGCAUGACAAAAGAACUCCCAUCAAAGCUUUGUGUCAGCUUUUUCGGCAGCACCCGCUUGAACUGUUUGCCUUAUAUAAAAAAACUGGUUCUAAGACGUUGUGAUAAGUAUCGGAAAUCAAUGAGCUCUGUGGGAGUCCUAUAGUUUUGUCACGCGGUUGGGUACUCCACUCUAGCUUGUUCCAGCAAGUGAGCACUUUUUCCUUGCGUCGGUUGCUAAUGCGGACUCUAUCGUUCUUCUUCCUCUGGCAACAGUUGUGGCGCGGGUUCCCCUGUCGAUUACCGUACCUCGGCUGUGUGUGCAGCAGUGAAUGCCCGCCUGAGGCGAGACACACGAGACAUUCGACGACGAAAAGUCGACAAGAGAGCGUGAGGCGAGGGGCGACAGACUGAGCGACAGCCUUGGCAAUGAUGGAUCGACGCAGCUGGCGACGUUGACAACACUGAGAAGGAAGGGUCCGAGAGAAACAGCGACGACCGAUGAGGUGCUGCCACUGAGAACUGCAUGGGGACCAACUAUUGAUGAAUAGUGUUGUUGAAGGACGUGUCGGGUCCGAUUGAUGAUUGCGGUCCGGCCCAUCAUUUUGUCAUUAUAUCACGCCGCUUGAUGAAUCGCUGCAAGUCUGUCGAAACAUCAAGAAAAAAUGUUUAUGGCCGACACCAGAGUGUCGCUUCUCGGAUCUACCCAAUAAAUAUGAUUUAUCUUGUAUUUUCUGAGCGAUCCGUCAGGUCAACUAAUCUUUCAGUUUCAAAAGGGAAACUUGACCGCCUUGAAGAGACUGGGCCAGUGUAAUGCUGAAUGAAAAAGCUGAACAAAAAAAUAAUAUAUAUAUAUAUGAUGUACUUUUACUAGAUAGUGAUUGAGAUAGCUGGUCGAGGUAGGUUUUUUUUUCAAAUAUUUAAAUUUAAUUUUUAUUUUCUGAAGGUUUUAAAGUCUCAGAAGCUAAAUAUAAAGCCGAUCAGGAUAAGAUCUUAGUCUUUCUUAGAAAAGUACUCAAAAAGUUAGAUAACUACGCAACAUUAUACAGAUCAAUUCUGUUUUUAUUCACUCGUUAAAACUCAAGUUUUGGUUUGCUUGUUCAAGGCCGAAGUGCCAACGUUGUGACACGGCCACUAAACGCGACGAUUUAUGCGAUUUUUAUGAAGUUUGCACGACGCCUCGGCCAGGAAUUCCUUCUGAUUGCCCUGUCGCUGAGAUGCCUAUCUGUGCCCGACCUACCAUAAUAAACUUUAGCCUCCAUCGAAAACUUUUUAUGAGACGCGUCGUAAAUUGUCGAGCCACACGUUUUACGAGGGAUGACUUGGGUCUGACUUGUUAAUGCGAUCUCUCAAUCCUUUUGGGCUUAUCGUCGAUCAUUUGAAAUUAAUAAAGAGAAACCUAAAAAGUAAUUGGAAUUUUUCAGGUUCAUUAACGCUCGAAGACGGAUAGUGCAGCCAAUGAUCGACCAGAAUAACCGAGCAGGAAGAGUUCCCAACAUGAACGUCUUCAAAAACAGAAGAAGAAAUCGCAGUGAACAGUCGCCUGGCCCCAGUCCUGGUUGGUGUCUACUCAAAUGCGAACUUUUCAUUCAUUCUAUUUCCUAGUCGAACGCAGUUGAUUUUAAAGAGUUGGAAGAAAACAACAGAAUUGGUCGGAUAGUUAUUCUGAGCGCACUUUUUUUUUAUACGAACGUGGUAAAAAGUUCAUAUUUUUUUGAUCAACAGAUAUAUAAUGGGGACUGAACUAGAUUAAUUAAUAAAAAAACUGUUUUUGAAUAUAGAAACAAGAAAAAAAUGGCGUUACUAGAUUUAUUACUGAUUUCGAAGUAAAAAAAUAAAGAGGAAACAAUAAUUUUUUUCCUAGCAAGAGUUGAGAAAAAUAAGGUUUAAAAAGCGAACGCUGAAAAAAAGGAGGUCAAUUCACUUCGCGGUUAGGAAUUUUUUUCAAAAAAAUUUAGUAAAAUCUUCAUUGAUUUACCAGAAAAGGAACCUGGAAGCAUCUUCCUGCAAAGCUUCCUAUUUCUUGAGAAAUAAGGGAUCAAAGACCCAAACUAGCCUAUUUUAACAGGUUUUGAGAGUUUUUUUUUAAACUUUGGGUGUCCUUUCUCAAAAACUAAGAAGAAGGCAGGCUUAGAUUUUUAGGAUAUUUUUUUGCUAAGUCAAUGUGUUUAAAAGCCGAAUUUCUGGUAAUUCUAACCUCAAAACAAAUGACCAUUCUUGUUAGAGCUCAAACAGAUAUUUUUAAUUGUAAUUUUUAACGGGAACUUGCAGACUCGGACCUGGGAGCCAACUAUUCUCCAGACCCGGCGGCCGUGGCGGCGGCCGCGAUGCCUUAUCCUGCGACCGCCGACUUCUACAACAACAUGCAGCGCAACAUGUUCAGUGGCUACCCUCCUUUUAACCCGUUCGUCUUUUUUUCUCUUCAACGCUACAUUUACAGCCUUUCCUGAAUAACUUCUACUACCAGAUACAAAUUUUAACAAUAAUAUGGGAAUGAAUUCAAUUUCAGGCAAAUGGCGCCUUUCAUGCCUCCCAUGAUGGGAUUUCCGCCGCUCUGA
Caenorhabditis auriculariae is the source of this 15410-nucleotide messenger RNA. Lineage: Eukaryota; Metazoa; Nematoda; Chromadorea; Rhabditida; Rhabditidae. The record is from the annotation of a GenBank genome assembly.